AGUUAUUUCUUUUGCUCUAGAGAAGGCUCGUUAUCUGCAACCUCUGACCCUGGAUGUUGCAGAGCAAUUGUUUUUAUUGCCCAUGGGUAUGGAGAACACUGUCUUCUGUAUUGUCAAUUGGCUCGACUAUUAGCUUUUAACCGCUACUUCGUAAUGACCCAUGACCAUGUUGGUCAUGGCAAUAGUGAUGGAGCUAGAGCUCAAAUUGACACCUUUCAAAAGUAUGUAGACGAUGUGUUUUUUCACAUAGAACGAGUAAAGAUACGAUUUCCGGAUUUGCCUGUUUACAUUUGUGGUCACUCUAUGGGUGGCACUAUUGCGAUUUUAGCUGCAUUGCGAAGUCCAAAUUAUUUCGAUGGAUUGAUAUUGAUUGCCCCUGCUGUCAAAACUAAUCCUGCACUAACCACUCCUUUUAGGGUAAAUCUGGUUAAAUACUUACGUGUUAUCUUCCCUCGAUUUCCUGUGGCGUCUCUGGAUUUGAAUCUCUUAAGCAGGUGUCCAGAGAGGGUUAAGGAAAUGAAAGAUGAUCCGUAUAGAUAUAAAGGAUACUGUAAAGCUGGAUUUGGUGCUUCCUUAAUUGAAGCAAUGGAGGAAAUUGAAGAAAAGGUGUCUAACUUAUCUGUUCCUUUCAUAUUAUUACAAGGAGAAUAUGACAAAAUCUGCAUCCCAGAAGGAGCAGCGUUCUUGAAUAAGAAUGCAGAAUCUAUUGACAAAACUUUAAAGAUAUAUCCUUGUGCUUAUCACAGUCUUCUGUUUGAACCUUAUGGAGUUGCGGAACAAGUCAAAAGCGAUAUAAUAGAGUGGUUGAACAAUCGAGUACGAUCAAAUGUUUCGGAUCAAGACACCAAAGAUCGCUAGAAUCAAGAUUUUUAACUCAUGGUUGCAGAAAUCAACCAAAAACUUAGUCUAAUAUUCUGUGUUCAUUCAUUUAAGUUUCUUCUGUUAUAUAUUUUCAUUAUUUUUUUUAUCAUUUUGUAUAUUUAAAGUAUUUAAAUAAGCAUCCUAAAUGUUUCGUUUGAA
Molecule: messenger RNA, 1020 nt
Organism: Parasteatoda tepidariorum (common house spider)
Lineage: Eukaryota; Metazoa; Arthropoda; Arachnida; Araneae; Theridiidae
Source: RefSeq, a predicted model, not a curated record